Messenger RNA from Polypterus senegalus (gray bichir), 1200 nucleotides. RefSeq names its product olfactory receptor 480-like. Gene Ontology annotation, biological process: G protein-coupled receptor signaling pathway. Gene Ontology annotation, molecular function: G protein-coupled receptor activity; olfactory receptor activity. NCBI's taxonomy places the organism in Eukaryota, Metazoa, Chordata, Cladistia, Polypteriformes, Polypteridae. The transcript has 4 exons. Gene Ontology annotation, cellular component: membrane. The coding region runs from base 1 to 1200 and encodes 399 amino acids. The record is from RefSeq and is a predicted model, not a curated record.
AUGAACGAUUUGGAUGGGACUAAAAUGACAAAGUUCUUCUGGAGAAAUGAAACUCUGGGCAUGAAUCAGACCUUGGUAUCCGUGUCAGAGUUUGUGCUGUACUGUUCAGUCGACUAUCAGAAGAAAAUCUACACUAUUGCCAUCCUCACUAUGGUCUACUUGGUGACUCUCUUUGGGAACUUCCUGAGUGAGAGAGAUUAUAUGACAAAUUAUGCAAAUUUGCUGCGGGAACUAUGCAGUAUUUUUGUCAAUAUCAAGAGAAGCGUCACUCUGGGCAUGAACCAAACCUCAAUAUCUGUGUCAGAGUUUGUUUUGCUUUGUACAGUCGACUCCCAGAAGAUAAGCUACACCAUUGCUGUCCUCACUAUGGUCUACUUGGUGACGAUGUUUGGGAACUUCCUGGUGAUUCUGGUCAUAGCCAUAAAUCCUCAGUUGCAAAGGCCCAUGUACAUUUGUAUUGCUACUUUAGCAGUUAUUGACUUGGUAGGCAGCACAAACAUCAUUCCUAAACUAAUUGCUGUUCUUUUAGACUGGACGUCUAUUCCCUAUGGACUCUGCUUACUUCAAAUGCUCUUAGUUUUAUAUUUAGAAGCAGCAGAAUCCUUACUCUUGGCUUUCAUGGCGUGUGACCGCUAUGUAGCAGUCAUUCUUCCACUUCAGUAUUCUACACUCAUCACAGAUAAGAUUCUUGUAUCUGCCAUUACAGUAUUAAAUAUUGUUCCUGCCGCUUUUCUUCUGCCAAAUUUGAUUUUUAUCAUUGAGUUUUCUUUUUGUAAUACUAAUGUUUUAAAUUACUGUUUCUGUGAUUAUUCUGCAUUAGUGAAAAUAGCUUGCAAUGAAGAUCCUAAAUAUUUUGUCAUUUUAUCAUCUGCUUCUUUUGUGUUUGGUGCUUGUCCAUUUGGAUUCAUUUUACUUUCCUAUAUCAGGAUUGCUUAUGCUGCACUGAAGAUCUCAUCUAUUGAAGGAAAAAGGAAGACAUUUAAUACUUUAACCACCCAUCUACUGGUGGUGGGACUGUUCAAUAUUCCACUUUUAACUUCUUAUGUGCUGACAGGAGUAGGAGUGAAGUUGUCCACUGAAGCCUACAACACGAUGGUAAUUGUGGCCAAUACUGUACCGCCAAUGCUUAACCCCCUAAUAUACAGCUUUAGAAACAAGGAAAUAAAAAUCAACAUUCAGAAACUUUUCAAAAGUACAUGA